GUAUUGUAGAAAGGCACUUCUGCCCUACUUGGUCUCUUCCAGAUAUCAAGCCAUUAAAACCUCAGCACAAUAAGUCACUGGGCUGUUGGCAUCUCAUAAGGCUCAGCAGGGAAAGCCGGUCCUCCAUCAGCGCAGAGGUAUCGACAGACUCAAGCUGUGGACUGGCAUGGGCGAGAUGGAUAGGCAGUAAUUAGGACCUCCACUUCAGAGGUAGAAGUUGAUUUCGGAAUGACAAGCUGCUGUGCAGAAGAUGUCCACGCUGUCUGUGACUGAUAUCCCAGAUGUUGGUCAUGAUGAGAGUAAGGUGUUUGACAGGGCCUCUGAGCUGCAGCUGGACUGCCUGGCUGAGGAGAGCAUCGGAAACACCACAAUGAAGACAGAAGGCCUGCUGUCCCUGACCGACCUCUCCCAGCCGGGGCACGUCCCUGUUCCCCCCCGCAACGGCCCGUCGCUCACAGACAUGAGCAGCUCUUUGCCGGUAGAGCAAAACGACAUUAAACUGGAUCCAUCUGCAGCUGAUGCGUCUGGUAGCGUAGAUGGGCAGCCAGUGAAGAGAAAAAAGGGCCCAGCUCCGAAGAUGCUGGGCAAUGAGGUUUGCAGCGUCUGUGGCGAUAAGGCAUCUGGUUUCCACUACAACGUGUUGAGCUGCGAAGGCUGCAAGGGAUUCUUCCGCCGCAGCGUCAUCAAAAGUGCCCAAUACUCCUGCAAGAACAACGGCCGCUGUGAAAUGGAUAUGUACAUGCGCCGCAAGUGCCAGCAGUGCCGGCUACGCAAGUGUCGGGAAGCAGGCAUGUUGGAGCAAUGUGUGCUUUCUGAAGAGCAGAUCAGAUUAAAAAAGCUAAAAAAGCAGCAGGAGGAGGAAACGGCGCGUACGUCCACAGUGGUCACACCAACCCCUCCACAGGAAGCUGCCAUGCUCGAUCCACAGCAGCAGGAGAUGAUCGAGAAGCUGGUGGCUAUGCAAAAACAAUGCAACAAGAGGUCUUUCCUUGACCGACCAAAGGUUACACCUUGGCCACAGAGUCAAGACCUGCAGAAUCGGGAGGUGCGACAGCAGCGGUUUGCCCACUUUACAGAGUUGGCAAUAAUGUCGGUUCAGGAGAUUGUGGAUUUCGCAAAACAGCUUCCAGGUUUCCUUGAGCUGACAAGAGAAGACCAGAUUGCUCUAUUAAAAACGUCGACCAUUGAGAUCAUGCUGCUGGAGACGUCCCGGCGAUACAACCCUGCCAUUGAAAGCAUCACUUUUCUGAAGGAUUUUAGCUAUAAUAAGGACGAUUUUGCAAAAGCAGGGCUUCAGUUUGAGUUCAUUAACCCCAUCUUUGAGUUUUCAAAAGGAAUGAACGACCUGCACCUUGAUGAGGCCGAAUAUGCUCUGCUCAUUGCGAUCAACAUCUUUUCUGCAGAUCGGCCAAAUGUGCAGGAUCACGAUCUGGUUGAGAGGCUGCAACAGCCCUAUGUGGACGCUCUACGCUCUUACAUCAUGAUCAAGAGACCAAAUGAUCACCUGAUGUUCCCCCGUAUGCUAAUGAAACUGGUGAGCCUUCGCACAUUGAGUAGCGUCCACUCGGAGCAAGUUUUUGCCCUUCGCCUCCAGGACAAGAAGCUUCCGCCGCUGCUGUCUGAAAUCUGGGAUGUUAACGAGUGACUGCAUUCCUGAUGUCGCACUCCAUGGCUUUAUGGACCCUGUAAGGGGCACAGCUCCUAUGAAAUGAUCACCAACUCCUUUCUUCUGUUGUGGCCAGGGACUGAUUAUUGCCUUGAGAUUUUAUUUUGUUUUUCCUUAAGGAAGGAGAGCAUUCUACCCCGUUGCUACCUUUAAAGACUGUUGAAUGGCUUUGUGUGCAGUAGAGGAAAUGUGCACACAAAGAUCCUAGAUUUUAGAUGCUCAUUGAUUGUGGUUAAGUUUAGGCAUUAAGGGUUUUCAGUCAGUUUUCAUUGAUUCAAUUUUGCUGACAGUAAUGACAGUCUCUUGCGUGGAUCUUUACCGUUCCUCAACUAAUUCCGAUCAGGAAGCACUGAGCAGGUCUUGGCUGUUACCGUCUUAAAAUUGCAAUGUCUCUAAGUGAAAAAAAAGUGAUUUCUACACUUGUGCAAUAGAUUGAAAUUAAGGCAGAGAUAUUUUUCUGCCUAUAAUUUAUCCUGAUUGGUGUUGGUAACAAUUAGGUUGUUUUUCCCUUAUAUCAAAUUCAAGGGUCUGGGGUUUGGGGCCAUUGCUCAGGUAAUGUGAAGUAGACCUCUAAGUAGUGGAGGCUUCUUUAAAUUCAAUUAUAUACGUUUUUCUUUAUUAAUAAAAAGGGGGACCUGUUUGGUUAUUAAUUAAUGCCCAUUAACCUUUGUGAAAGAUGUACAUUAAAGUAUCCAUAUGAAUGUACCAUCAUCUAAUAACGCACAAUACC
This is a messenger RNA of Cyprinodon variegatus (sheepshead minnow), 2396 nucleotides long. RefSeq names its product nuclear receptor subfamily 1 group H member 3 (gene nr1h3). The transcript has 10 exons. Gene Ontology annotation, molecular function: zinc ion binding; RNA polymerase II cis-regulatory region sequence-specific DNA binding; nuclear receptor activity. Gene Ontology annotation, biological process: positive regulation of transcription by RNA polymerase II; cell differentiation; negative regulation of transcription by RNA polymerase II. The coding region runs from base 251 to 1645 and encodes 464 amino acids. The record is from RefSeq and is a predicted model, not a curated record. Lineage: Eukaryota; Metazoa; Chordata; Actinopteri; Cyprinodontiformes; Cyprinodontidae.